This is a messenger RNA of Lagenorhynchus albirostris (white-beaked dolphin), 3351 nucleotides long. It is a transcript of the gene MAP4K3, whose product is annotated as mitogen-activated protein kinase kinase kinase kinase 3. The transcript has 34 exons. The record is from RefSeq and is a predicted model, not a curated record. NCBI's taxonomy places the organism in Eukaryota, Metazoa, Chordata, Mammalia, Artiodactyla, Delphinidae. Gene Ontology annotation, molecular function: ATP binding; MAP kinase kinase kinase kinase activity. Gene Ontology annotation, biological process: protein phosphorylation. The coding region runs from base 132 to 2816 and encodes 894 amino acids.
CAGCGUGGAGCCGGGCGAUUGUGACCGCCGGGGGAGCAGGGGGCCCGCCGCGGCUCCCACUCUCCGUGUGGCCCCCUGAGCGCCCCCCCUCCCCUGCCCGGGAGGGAGGCUGGGGGCACCCGGGGCCCGCCAUGAACCCCUGCUUCGAUCUGUCCCGCCGGAACCCUCAGGAGGACUUCGAGCUGAUUCAGCGCAUCGGCAGCGGCACCUACGGCGACGUCUACAAGGCACGAAAUGUUAACACCGGUGAAUUGGCAGCAAUUAAAGUAAUAAAACUGGAACCAGGAGAAGACUUUGCAGUUGUGCAGCAAGAAAUUAUUAUGAUGAAAGACUGUAAGCACCCAAAUAUUGUUGCUUAUUUUGGAAGCUAUCUCAGGCGAGAUAAACUUUGGAUUUGCAUGGAGUUUUGUGGAGGUGGUUCUUUACAGGAUAUUUAUCAUGUAACGGGACCUCUGUCAGAACUGCAAAUUGCAUAUGUUAGCAGAGAAACACUACAGGGAUUAUACUAUCUUCACAGUAAAGGAAAAAUGCACAGGGAUAUAAAGGGAGCUAACAUUCUGUUAACGGAUAAUGGUCAUGUGAAAUUAGCUGAUUUUGGAGUGUCUGCUCAGAUAACAGCUACAAUUGCCAAACGGAAGUCUUUCAUUGGUACACCAUAUUGGAUGGCUCCAGAAGUCGCAGCCGUUGAGAGGAAAGGCGGGUACAAUCAGCUUUGUGAUCUCUGGGCAGUGGGGAUCACUGCCAUAGAACUUGCUGAGCUGCAGCCUCCUAUGUUUGACUUACACCCAAUGAGAGCAUUAUUUCUAAUGACAAAAAGCAAUUUUCAGCCUCCUAAACUAAAGGAUAAAAUGAAGUGGUCAAAUAGUUUUCAUCAUUUUGUGAAAAUGGCACUUACCAAAAAUCCAAAAAAAAGACCUACUGCUGAAAAGCUCCUACAGCACCCGUUUGUCACACAGCCUUUGACACGGUCUUUGGCAAUCGAACUGUUGGAUAAAGUGAAUAAUCCAGAUCAUUCCACUUACCAUGAUUUUGAUGAUGAUGAUCCUGAGCCUCUUGUUGCUGUCCCACAUAGAAUUCACUCAACAAGUAGAAAUGUGAGAGAAGAAAAAACACGCUCGGAGAUAAACUUUGGCCAAGUAAAGUUUGAUCCACCCUUAAGGAAGGAGACAGAACCACAUCAUGAACUUCCCGACAGUGAUGAUUUUUUGGACAGUUCAGAAGAAAUAUACUACACUGCAAGAUCUAAUCUGGAUCUACAACUAGAAUAUGGACAAGGACACCAAAGUAGUUACUUUUUAGGUGCAAACAAGAGUCUUCUGAAGUCUGUUGAAGAAGAAUUACAUCAGCGAGGGCAUGUGGCACAUUUAGAAGAUGAUGAAGGGGAUGAUGAUGAAUCUAAACAUUCAACCAUGAAAGCAAAAGUUCCACCUCCUUUGCCACCAAAGCCUAAGUCCAUAUUCAUACCACAGGAAACUCAUUCUACUGAGGAUGAUAAUCAAGGAACAAUCAAGAGAUGUCCCACGUCAGAGAGCCCAGCAAAGCCCUCCCAAGUUCCACCUAGGCCACCGCCUCCCAGGUUACCUCCACAGAAGCCUGUUGCUUUAGGAAAUGGAGUGAGCUCCUUCCAGUUAAACGGUGAACGAGACGGUUCAUUAUAUCAACAACAGAAUGACCACAGAGGCACAAACCUUGCGAGGAAAGAAAAGAAAGAUGUACCAAAGCCUAUUAGUAACGGCCUACCCCCAACACCUAAAGUGCAUAUGGGUGCAUGUUUUUCAAAGGUUUUUAAUGGAUGUCCCUUGAAAAUUCACUGUGCAACAUCAUGGAUAAACCCAGACACAAGAGAUCAGUACUUGAUAUUUGGUGCUGAAGAAGGGAUUUAUACCUUGAAUCUCAAUGAACUUCAUGAAACAUCAAUGGAACAGCUAUUCCCCCGAAGGUGUACAUGGUUGUAUGUAAUGAACAAUUGCUUACUGUCAAUAUCUGGUAAAGCUUCUCAGCUUUAUUCCCAUAAUUUACCAGGGCUUUUUGAUUAUGCGAGACAAAUGCAAAAGUUACCCGUUUCUAUUCCAGCACACAAACUCCCCGACAGAAUACUGCCAAGGAAAUUUGCUGUAUCAGCAAAAAUCCCUGAAACCAAGUGGUGUCAGAAGUGUUGUGUUGUGAGAAAUCCUUACACAGGCCACAAAUACCUAUGUGGGGCACUUCAAACUAGCAUUGUUCUAUUAGAAUGGGUUGAACCAAUGCAGAAAUUUAUGUUAAUUAAGCACAUAGAUUUUCCUAUACCGUGUCCACUUAGAAUGUUUGAAAUGCUGGUCGUUCCUGAACAGGAGUACCCUUUAGUUUGUGUUGGUGUCAGUAAAGGGAGAGACUUCAACCAGGUGGUUCGAUUUGAAACAGUCAAUCCAAAUUCUACCUCUUCAUGGUUUACAGAAUCAGAUACCCCACAGACAAGUGUUACUCAUGUAACCCAGCUGGAGAGAGAUACCAUUCUUGUAUGCUUGGACUGUUGUAUAAAAAUAGUAAAUCUGCAAGGAAGAUUAAAAUCUAGCAGAAAACUAUCAUCAGAACUCACCUUUGAUUUCCAGAUUGAAUCAAUAGUUUGCCUGCAGGACAGUGUGCUAGCUUUCUGGAAACAUGGAAUGCAAGGUAGAAGUUUUAGAUCUAAUGAGGUAACACAAGAAAUUUCAGAUAGCACGAGAAUUUUCAGACUGCUUGGAUCUGACAGGGUCGUGGUUUUGGAAAGUAGGCCAACUGAUAACCCCACGGCAAAUAGCAAUUUAUACAUCCUCGCGGGUCAUGAAAACAGUUACUGAGAAAUGCUGUGCUUCGACAGUUAGCUCUAGAGAGAAAGAACACUACCACUGCAACAUUAACGGAUGCUCGAAGCUGUACAAAAGCUGCAGUUACCUGGCUUCAGUUGCUUGUAAUUUAUUGUGGCAUGAGACAAGAUGGGGAAAUGUUUUGUUUUAAGUGGUAUGGAUAUAUUUAGCAUAUUGAAACCACACAAGUGCUUAAUUCACUGUUAUGUAAUCUUUGUACAUAUAGGCAGUAUUUUUCUGUGAAACUUCAUAUUGCUGAAGACAUACACUAAGAAUUUAUGUAGAUAAUGUAUUUUAUGAGAUGUACAAGUUAAGUGUCUUAUCUGUACAGAUGUAAAUGUUGAUGAAAAUGCAAUUGGGAUUGAUAUUUUAAGAAUCCUUUAGUAUAUUCUUGGGUGCGGCUAUAUUACAAAAUGGGAUGCUGGCAAUGAAACCGUACAUUUAACACUAUUGUAUUUUUAUUAUAUGUAAUUUAGUAAUAUGAAGAUAAAUCUUGUAACUUUUAAAAUUGCAAUGGAGGCUGUAAUCA